Messenger RNA from Corticium candelabrum, 1739 nucleotides. RefSeq names its product serine/threonine-protein kinase Chk1-like. Gene Ontology annotation, biological process: intracellular signal transduction; protein phosphorylation. Gene Ontology annotation, cellular component: cytoplasm. The coding region runs from base 98 to 1540 and encodes 480 amino acids. NCBI's taxonomy places the organism in Eukaryota, Metazoa, Porifera, Homoscleromorpha, Homosclerophorida, Plakinidae. The transcript is spliced from 14 exons. The record is from RefSeq and is a predicted model, not a curated record. Gene Ontology annotation, molecular function: protein serine/threonine kinase activity; ATP binding.
UUGUUUGGAGUUCUCUAGUACGUUCUAAGUUGCAACCUUGUUAUAAUUAUCCGGGAACUGACUGAGUCGAGAACGCGCCAAUAAUCACGUGGUCAAGAUGACUCCGUUCGUGGACGGCUGGGACAUGGCUGAGGUUUUAGGAGAAGGCGCUUACGGAGAAGUACGUUUGCUUGUAAACCGAGAAACGCAGGAGAAUUUGGCAGUAAAAAUCAUUGACCUCAGGAGGGCGGUUGUAGACAACGCUGCAGAAAGCAUUCGUAAGGAGAUCUGCAUAAUGAAGAUGCUUCGAGAUCCAUUGUUUAUUCAAUUCUAUGGCUGUCGGACUGAGGGCCAUCUUCAGUAUUUGUUUCUGGAGUAUGCUUCCGGUGGAGAGCUGUUUGAUCGCAUAGAACCAGAUGUAGGGAUGAAGCAAAGUCAAGCAAGGACUUUCUUUCAGCAGCUUAUUGCUGGAGUGGAAUUUCUGCACAAUAAAGGAAUCACUCAUCGUGAUUUGAAGCCCGAGAAUAUUCUUUUGGAUCAGAAUGAUAAUCUGAAAAUAACUGAUUUCGGCCUUUCUACUGUGUUUUGUCAUCGUGGACAAGAGAGAAAGCUUAGCAAAUGUUGUGGUACCCCACCAUAUGUUUCACCCGAGGUAUUAAGUGGCGAAGAAUAUUAUGCUCAACCUGCAGAUGUCUGGUCCUGUGGAGUCAUACUUGUGGCGAUGUUGGCUGGAGAACUUCCGUGGAACAGACCAGACGAGGAGUGCAAAGAGUUUUGUGAUUACUGCACAAAGAAGUCUCUAAACCUUAGUCCAUGGAACAAAAUUUCAAAUUGGCCUUUGUCUCUACUGAGAAGAAUUCUUCAACGAGUACCAGGUGACCGAUUUACGAUUCAGCAGAUAAAAAGACACAGAUGGUUUACCAAGAGAUCGACGACCGUGUCGUCUCAUUUACUGUCGUCUCCUUCCACUCCUGUGCUCAAACGCCAUUGCUCGUCUCUGACUCCCGAGACUACCUUAGAUACUUCUGUAAAGUUUGUCGAUCCGGCUCGAAUACCUGCUUCACAGCCAGAGCCGCAAAAUAGGCAGUCGCUUAUGACCGAGUUGAUGACACUGAGAGUAGUACAUGUGAGCAGCACGACGUCGAGUGAACAAGAAAGGGCAAAUGCUCCCAGUUUUUCACAGCCUGCACGUGCAGAGUACUGGUUGCUUCCAAGCCAGAUUUCCUCGACACCUGGCCAGUCACAAACAUUGUUUCAACGGUUGGUGAAACGAAUGACAAGAUUCAGAACUAGUUGUGGAGUGAAAGAGACGAUGCUGUUGACCAAGAGUGCUUUAGAAAAACUUGGAUGUCUAGUGAAGAGAGCUACAGCUGACGAGGUUGUCGCUAGUGUGAGCGAUCGAACAAAACGUGACCUGGUGUUUAGAAUUACCUUUUUUCCUUUGGAUGGAGACGAAGUAUUGGUAGAUCUACGCAGAUCGAAGGGCGACGGGCUAGAAUUUAAGCGCUACUUUGUCAAAAUCAGCCAGUUACUGAAAGAAAUUAUUCUGAAAGUUAUCUAAUUGACUUGCAAUGAUGCACGUGUUUAGGAUAAGUUUGCUUUGAGAGAAAUCUUUGUUAGAUAAGUUGACUGUUAUACAUCGUUGGGUUUCUUGGGUCAUCAGGAGAAUCUUGUUAGAUGCCAAUUUAACAGACAGAAAGGUGACUUGGCUUUAUUGGAAGUGAUGCUUGUUUUUGUAGAUAGAUCAGCAAUAAUGCAAG